Messenger RNA from Talaromyces marneffei, 1197 nucleotides. RefSeq lists its product as uncharacterized. Lineage: Eukaryota; Fungi; Ascomycota; Eurotiomycetes; Eurotiales; Trichocomaceae. The record is from RefSeq and is a predicted model, not a curated record. The transcript has 2 exons. Bases 1 to 1197 code for a protein of 398 amino acids.
AUGGCCGAUCAAGCUAUCGCCGUCGAUGAAUUCGCGCAGACUCGUGGUGCCGACGAUCUGUUCGAUGACGAGAUCAUCCCCAUCACAGGCGAUCAGGAAAUUGAGCAUGUUGCUGAGACGAGCCCCGAACCGGAGCAGCAUCAGGAGCAGCCGACGGAUACCGCGACGCAACAACAACCAGUUCCUACGUCGAGAAGACAGCGGGGGCAUGGUCGGGGUGCGCACGAAGGUGGUCGGGGCAGGGGUCGAGGACGGGGACGUGGUGGUAGGGGCGGCUCAGAUGCUGGGCCAAAAAGGGAAGCUGUCAAGGAGGCUGCGGUGGAGGCAGUAGAGGCCCCUAAGGAUUUUGAGUCUACCGAAAAGACAGAUGAUACAAUUGCAGAGGAAAAGAAGGACGAAGAUGCUGAGAGCAAAGCGGCAAAGACGGAGAAUGCGCGAGUGCAGGCCGUCCGUGGGGAUCGCAGUGGUACCGGUGGAAUCAAGAAGCCCAAACUCACCGAAGAAGAACUAGCAGAGCGCAUGGCCGCCGCCAAACUCAAUGCCGCCAAAAAGGCAGCCGCGCAUGCCCGCGCCGAGGCCGACGAAGCCUCCUUCCACCAAAGAGAAGCCAUCGCCGCCGAAAAGCGACGACAGGAAUUAGCGAACAGGAAAGUCAUGGACAGUGAACGCGAGCGGAACAGAAUGCGCAAACUUGGCGCACAGACGGGCCGGGAAUGGGAUGCCGAGAAGAAGGAGGAAGAUUAUAAUGGUCGGCGAGACCGCGGGAGUCAGUUUCGGCGCGGGAUGCAUGGUGCUGUUUCUGGGUAUGUGCGGCGAGAUCAACAGACCGACGGCCCAGAAACUUUUGUUGACGAUAUCCCUGAAUCUCGUAGCCGAGGUGGGGGUCGGGGUAGAGGUGGUCGUGGACGAGGACGCGGUGGUGCCGGACGAGGUGGUAGAGGUGACUUUGCGAAUAGUCAGGACCGUCUUGCACCGCAGACUGCGCCGGGAAUCAGCAAUGAGAGCGAGUUCCCAUCCCUACCUGGUAAACCAUCGUCCAAAGAAGCAGCAACAGCAACAGCCGCGCCAACAGAGAAUACCCCUACAGCCGACAAGCUUUCGAUACCAGCGUUGGAGAAAGUUCCUUCGCCUAUUUCGCCUUUAUCGCCAGCAGAAGGGACCUGGGCGGAGCAAGUUGAUGCAAGUGAGGCGCUAUGA